AGUCUGCGCUCUCUGCCGGUAGAGUGGAAACAGCAAGGCAGGUUACUGCAGCUGAGGGGAGAGGAGACAGGGCAGCUGGAAAUAUCAAUGUUUUUAUUACUUACCUUCCGUUCUCCAGAAAUUAUAAAUUCCCCCCAGACAUAUACAAAGUUCAGGUGUGCUACCGGGGUCAUUUAUACAACCUGACAUUGCCUUCUGUUAAUUUGUAAUUAGUUAGAGAACGACGUUUAUUUGCGGACUGUUGCUUUAACGCGGAUUACUAAUGACGUAAUUGAAGUUACCGUGAAACAGUUUAUACUCUAUUCCUAUUGUAUUUAUUUGUUAUUUGUUUGUUAUUUAUUUAUUUGUAAAAACACUGCUUAAAGUUAAAGCGCGUUGUUGUUUUUUGCUCGUUAUUUUUCUUUUCAUUUCAUUGUCUUACCCUAUUAAAGCGAAGAAAUAUCAAGAACUUAAAGGGCUGCUAACAGUAAGGCUAGUGUCGUGAAUAAAAUCAGCAUUCCUGAUCCAGGCAGAACUUUCUGUUUCCGUCAGCAAUCUAAAGGUAAUCUGAAGUAGAAUCUCUGAAGAUGAUGCAGCCGAGGUCCAUCCUGUUCGUGAUGUUGCUCUGCUCCCUGACUGGAACUCUCCUGGCUGAAGUCGAAUUCUUGACCCAUGAUUUUUCGACCAGCUUGAAAAACAUCCUUCCAACCAUGACCCGACCUGUCAACACCAGCCGCAGCUUCUAUGGCAUCAUGUUUGACGCAGGGAGCACAGGGACCCGAAUCCACAUCUACAAGUUCAUUCAAAAAGCUUCAGCUGAACUUCCCCUUUUGGACAAUGAGAUUUUCCAUUCUGUGAAACCAGGGCUGUCAGCCUAUGCAGAUGCUCCAGAGAUGGGUGGAGAUACAGUGAGGCAGCUGCUGAAGAUUGCAAAACACUCGGUGCCUAAAAAACAGUGGAAGAAGACCCCAGUGGUUUUAAAGGCUACAGCAGGACUCCGGCUACUUCCAGAUGAGAAGGCACAGGCUCUGCUUGAAGAGGUUCAGGAGGUCUUUGAAGAAUCACCAUUUCUUGUACCAAACAACAGCGUUAGUAUAAUGGAUGGAACAAACGAAGGAAUUUUAGCUUGGGUAACCGUAAACUUCUUAACAGGGCAUCUUUACCUUAAAAGCUACAGGACUGUUGGAACCUUGGACUUGGGUGGAGGUUCAACUCAGAUCACAUUUCUGCCAAAAACAAAUAAAACCCUUCUAUCAGCCCCCCAGGAUUACAUUGCAAAAUUUGAGAUGUUUAACACAACUUACCAGCUGUACACUCACAGCUACCUGGGUUGUGGAUUGUAUGCGGCUAGACUGGCAACUCUUGGGGCACUUGGAAAUCACGCACAAAAUAAAGUAUACACAAGCACAUGUUUUCCAAAGAGGUUUAAAGAUGAUUGGACUUUUGGUGGAAUAACAUACAAAGUUAGCGGGAAUCCAGAUGGAUACACGGGGUACAAACACUGCUACCAGGAGGUGGUGAAAGUGGUAAAGGGAACUGUCCAUCAGCCAAUGGAAGUGAAGGCCAGCUCUUCCUUUUAUGCCUUCUCUUACUACUUCGACCGGGCUGUAGAAUCAGGACUGAUCGAUGGACAGAAAGGGGGUAUUGUAGAAGUCCGAGACUUUAAAAAGAAAGCCAAAGAAGUGUGCAAUAAAAUGACAAAGUACCGUCCAAUAAGUCCAUACCUGUGUAUGGAUAUGACUUACAUCACUGCCUUACUGAAGGAUGGAUUUGGAUUCAAGGAAAGCACAUUGUUACAGCUGACCAAAAAGGUGAAUAAUGUUGAGACAAGCUGGGCCUUGGGAGCUGCUUUCCACCUGCUGCAGUCACUGAAGAUGCCCUGAAGGCAGAAGGCAGACACAGCGGGUUACAGAUAUGGAACAUUCCAGCCGGCCUGACCAACUCUGAAUAACAAAAAUAAAAGCCCAUGUCUAUUCAACACUGCCAUAGGUGUUUUUAGGUUGAUUGGUUAAUUUAACAGUUAGGGUUGGGGAAAAAAGAUGCAUGGCAGUUUGAGCCAUUUCCUGUUUUACUAUGUGCUUAUUUAGACACAGCCUCUUGAUUUUAAAGAUGGUUAAAGUUCACUGGAAAAUCUGAAAUUCAUCAAACUUCUAUGCAAGGGGCUUAUUCACAUACUUAUUUCUUUUAAUAUCAAUUUGGUUUUAAACAUCUGUAUAUAUUUUGUAUUUUUAACCCAUACAUAUCAAGCAAGUGUUUUUAUAUGUGCAACUGUUUACAUUUAACUUUCUAUAGAGCAAAAGUGCUGUCUUAAUUACAAACUUGCAGGGAUAAUUUAGAAAGCUAAGACCCUUUGCAAGUCCACAGUUGACCAUAUUGAAUUCCAAACUAGCUUGUUCAAUAAUUUUACUCAAUUGGGAACUAUUUAUUGCUUUUAUUGCACAAAACACUUUAAUUACAGAUACUGUAAGUAAGAUUAUUGUGAUCACUCGUUAAGUGAUUAUCAGUUCUACAGAUUACAUUUUUAUUGGUGAGACUAUAUAAAUGCCACUACAGCUCAGGGUGCUGAAAAAAACCACACUCACAGCAAGUGCAGUAACAGCCACUGAAGGGUCAGCUUUAAUAUUAGACACAGCUACAGUACUUCUAUUUGUAGCAGAACUUAAGCUAGCAAAUUAUUACAUAGUAUUUAUAGUAGCUUGGCCACAUUGGCUAUCAUACAGCCAACUGCCUGGUGAUGGUUUGCCAGGGACAGCUUGCUGAAUAGGCAAACCGUUUACAGUGUAUUGCUAAUCCAUAGACUGUGUUUGCAAUGGUUAAACAUGCCCUACCGUUCAAUUUUACAAACCUAUUUGAACCCUUUGGCUAUUAUUGGAGUAGGUCAUGCAGUAAGGGUUGACUAGAGACGAUGCACAGUGUGCAAAAAGGGAUUACACUGCUGAUUAAUCAACAAGUGGACAUCAUUUUACAUGUGUGAUUGUCCACAAAAGCAUGGUGCUAUAACAAUAAUAAUAAUAGCUUAAAACAGAACAUACAUGGAUAUCAUAAGAAGCAAAUAUGCAACCAGGAUAAGAACACAGAGCUGGCACUUCAGUGACUUGCUUUAAGCACGUAUGACUCAUGCACAGCUCCUAUUUAUUAUAUUAGUAGGUGCAAGCCUGUUUUAAAGAUAGUUCACGGUUUAUGUACAGAAUUAAGAGAAGUAGGACCCACGGCAAGAUUCCAUGUUUUUAUUUUCUUUGAUGCUAAGAUAGAGGCAUUUAAAAAAUGUUAAUCAUUUUAAUAUAUCUUAUUUAUUUCAAUAAUAAUUAAACCUUAUUGAACUGUAUUGAUGAAUUCUUGCUUUUUUUGCUGUUAAGGGGACGAUGCAUUUCUAUUGUGUUUUGUUGGUUGUUCCAAAUAAAAUUGUAAACUUACAUUUUUACAAACUGUACUAAUAAAAGAAUGUUCUUAUUAUUCAUUGAUAUAUGAAUGAACCAGUACAGGUGCCACUGUUUUGUUUAACUGUCAUUGUGUCUUUGUAUUGGGAACAAGCAGGUACGUUUCUCCAUUGAUAAUGGCAAUGAUGUUGAUUCUCAGUAAUACGAAACUGUUUCAAAUGUAAUUUUUAUAUAUAUAUAUUUCUUUUAUUAAAAUACUUCAGAUUUUUA
Molecule: messenger RNA, 3626 nt
Organism: Polyodon spathula (Mississippi paddlefish)
Lineage: Eukaryota; Metazoa; Chordata; Actinopteri; Acipenseriformes; Polyodontidae
Product: ectonucleoside triphosphate diphosphohydrolase 5-like
Exons: 14
Coding region: 567-1862 (431 amino acids)
Biological process (GO): nucleoside diphosphate catabolic process
Cellular component (GO): membrane
Molecular function (GO): GDP phosphatase activity; UDP phosphatase activity
Source: RefSeq, a predicted model, not a curated record